CAUCCAUCCUCUAAGAAGAUCAAGAAAACGACAGAAUCUUGUCAAACUCAUUACAAAUCACUACCUUUUUUAUGUUGUGGCUUUUUACAUGGAUUUUUGAUGUAUUGAAACAUUAAUUGAAAACUCUUCAGUCAGCAUAAUCUAAAGAAUUUUUUCUUAGAUCGUUGUGUGGCAAACAACAGUCAUGAAGGGAUUAUAUUUACUAUUUGGAAUUUUAUGCUUUAUAUAUUACACUUACUCAAGGCCUAAUGGGUCUCCAAAGGACUCUUGCUUUUACAUGACGCCCAGGCAUAUACAUCCACACACUUACAGAAGGGUUUUCCCGACAAAAGCAAUGGGACUUUAUAAUAUCACAACGUCGGCGGAUGUGUUUAGGCCAGACAGGCCAAUACGAGUUACAUUAUGGGGUCCACCUUUCAAAGGGUUCAUGAUGGUAGCUGCGGAGGAGGGUGCUAAAGAUUGGCCCACGGGUAUAUUUUAUAGCGAAGAUGGGGGCUGCAAACGAUUAAACUGUUUAGCACGUGGUGACACGGUGACGCAUCAAAAUAAUUCUUAUAAAGACUCCGUGUCUGUAUUAUGGUACGGUCCAGAAAAUAUGAUGUCAGAGCAAAUCCAAUUUAUAGCAACAGUUGUUGUGAAUUUGACGAUAUACUAUACAAAUAUUAGAUCAGGAAUGAUUCGACUUGAUCCCUCAUUACAUGCCACAGUUGAUCCCGAAGCAGCAGCUGGAGCCGGUGGCGAAGGAGGAGCACCUGUUGCGGUUACCAUGGAUCCCUGGCUGUCUGGACAGUCGGUCACUCAAGCCCCAGCCAACAUAUGGAGCAGUCUGAUUGGCGGUGCUGGCCGUGGUGCUGGUGCUGGUGCUGGUGCAGGCAACGGUUGGGGCUCAAAUACGGCAGGCAACACUGGCUGGGGAGCAGGAGGGAGUACCGGUGGUGGCUGGGGUGCUGCGAACGCGAACACAGGAAAUAAUGGAUGGGGAGCAAACACUGCAGGAGGGGGAAGCUGGGGUGCAAGUGGUGGGACUGGGGGAUGGGGUACCUCUCAGACUGGGACUGGUACCGGGGGAUGGGGCGCCCAGGGUGGUACAAACGGAUGGGGUAGUCCAAAUAAUCAAGCUGCAGGUGGUACCUGGGGUGGCAAUUCUGCCUCGUCUUGGGGAACUGGGGGCACUGGAACUGGUACUGGCACGGGCACUGGUGGCAGUUGGGGCACGAAUGGGGACUGGCAGCAAGUGAAUCAGGGAUCAGUGACAGCAAGUAGUUGGUCUCAGAGAGGGGCACAGUAUCAAAACGCUGACGGGAGUGUGGCAUGGAACAAUGGGCGGACGUCAUGGCAUGCGCCAGGAGACGGGAAACCCAUCUGGAACUGGAAUUCUGGGAAAAUUGUUACCACGCAAUCACCUUCCACAACACAAGCCCAACAAACGACAAAACCCGCAGGAGGAGCAGGAUCGACACCCGCUACGGCAUGGUCAGCACAAGCUUUAUUAGAACUUGUUCAAAGACUAGGAUUCGGUCCUGUUGCGAGAGGCCCAUAAUUCUUUUGCCAGUCUAUUUAUUAUGUUUACAAAAGCUCAGUAUUCUGUGAAGAGUCUGUUGAGAUAAGCAUUCAACGCUAAUCAAAUUUCACUUAAUAGCUCUUGUGGUUUAAAAUAAAGUGUGCUGGCGUUUAAAAUAGGAAUAAAACCUUGACCAACAAUAUAACGUUAUGUAAUUUUACUUCAAAAUAGGGAAACAGUCGCCCGGGAUCCGAACGUACUAUCACCCGUUUGUUGUAUUGUAAUUUACCUACGUAGAUAAUCGGUCAGGCCUAACUUGUUCGGGAAUAUUGACGAAAUUGUUAUCACAUUGGACUCUUCUUUGAAUUUAUAGGUGUCGGAAGUUACGUAAUAUAUAUGUAUACAUAUAAAUUCAGUAAAUAACAUAAGUGCAAAUUUAAACAGCAUACCUGCAUAAGAAAAUAAAAUGAGCCGUGCCAUGGGAAAACCAACAUAGUGGGUUUGCGACCAGCAUGGAUCCAGACCAGCCUGCGCAUCCGCGCAGUCUGGUCAGGCUCCAUGCUGUUCGCUUUUAAAGCCUAUUGGAAUUGGAGAAACUGUUAGCGAACAGCAUGGAUCCUGAUCCUGCGGAUGCGCAGGCUGGUCUGGAUCCAUGCUGGUCGCCAACCCACUAUGUUGGUUUUCUCAUGGCACGGCUCAAAUGCUUUGUAGAUCUCUUCCUGAAGCGGGAACAUACUGGGUAUUCGAACAAAUGUGAUCUUUAAUUUCGUUGAAUUACGUAUCAUUUUGUUGGAAUUUUAUUAAAAGUUAAAGACAAUAAUGUACACCUCGAUUUGCUUCUGACUAUUUUCACAUUUUAUUUUUAAAACUGAUUUAUUAUAUCUCCUAACCGUAUGUAAGAACAGGGUAGUUGGAGUCACUAUGUACAUGUGCAAUUUUUGUCAUACUGAUGUAAGUUCCACAAAUAUGUACGUAGCGCUUAAUAAAACGGCGUAUUAAUACAUUUCUGUCUAUAUACCAAGUUCCAUUCGUCCGACUGCCGCACUGUCUACUCUUUCUGACUUUUUUUUCCCCGCAAACCUUUUUAUUUGUUUUAUUUCACUGUUUUUGUUGGUUUUCUAUUUCUGUUAAACAUUUAAGUAAAUUGUGUUCACAGUUACAAAAUGUACAUAAUUUCUCCGAUAUGACUCAAAUAGUAUGGCCAGUAAAUGGUAGUCAAUUCAGAACAGUUUAGUGACAGAAAUUACAAACAAAAUAUUUGUCGUAAGCUUGCAUAAAUCAACAGCUGCAUGCCUUGUUAAUUGUAUUUCUAAUUUAUUUUGAGUUUUCUCCCCAUUGCAAUAAGUAGCUUAUUGUAUUUUUCUUGUAUUUUGCAGAUUUGCUGCAUGGCUUUUGAUGUUACAACCGCUGUUUGUGUUUGCACGACGCUUCAUCGCACAUCAUACGUCACGCUUUGCAUGUUUACGUCUUAAAAAAACAAAUUGGUUCAGCGACACAAAAUUAUUACCAUACUCGCUUUAUACAUGUUAUUGUCUUGUUUAUAUCAUCAUAUUUUUUUAAAUGCAUGGCUUGACAGUUGUACAUUUUAUUACACAUACCAUUACUAAAUGCACAUAUGUUUUCGUAACGAAACUUAACCCUAACGUAAGUGCGUAUUGAAAAAUUACACCACCCAUCUGGGUCAUUUCGACUACAAAUGCACAAUGUCUUGCAUGCUAUUUUUCAUUUUUUAAACCGCACGCGACGCAAAAGGUAAUUGAAGAUGCAGACAUCUAUAAAGUAAUGAGUGCAAAAAAACAUUUGCUUUAUUUACUGUGUAACAUCAAAAGAAAGGGAAAAGGUGAAAAUAAUUUUCAAGUCGUCUGUUCCCCGCGCUGCGGUCUAAUUACAUUACUAUAGAAACGGUACUACUAAUGAAUGAUGACACUUUUAAUCGCAUAUUUUUUCUUUGUCUUCGUAAUUGCGUACAGGCGUAAAAGGCACACUAUAAAUGCUUUCAAAGUUCAAGGUCAGCAAAUGUCAAAAUGGUUGUUCAUGUAACAUAUGUGUUUGCCUUUUACGUAUAUUUUGUUUCAACAAUAUAAAUUAUUUGAAAAUAUUAAAUACAUUACUUUAAACGUU
Messenger RNA from Mercenaria mercenaria, 3622 nucleotides. RefSeq lists its product as uncharacterized. NCBI's taxonomy places the organism in Eukaryota, Metazoa, Mollusca, Bivalvia, Venerida, Veneridae. Gene Ontology annotation, molecular function: oxidoreductase activity, acting on metal ions. The transcript is spliced from 5 exons. The record is from RefSeq and is a predicted model, not a curated record. Bases 185 to 1540 code for a protein of 451 amino acids.